Messenger RNA from Opisthorchis viverrini, 483 nucleotides. RefSeq lists its product as hypothetical. Lineage: Eukaryota; Metazoa; Platyhelminthes; Trematoda; Opisthorchiida; Opisthorchiidae. The transcript has 3 exons. The annotation marks the transcript as partial. The record is from RefSeq and is a predicted model, not a curated record.
GAGACUACUCACAAGGUUGCUGAAAACUCUUCGACAGCCCACGACCGCCUUCGCCCCUCUUGGGGCUCAUCAGGUUGUCGCAGUCCCCGAGUUUCCGUCAACCUUAUGAUCUACUUGAACCCAAAUUGGAAUGUUUUCGAGAAAUACACUCAUUUGCAAAUCAAUUUGGUUUUCACGAGAAACUAUACAGAAUCUCUCGUUUAUGCGAAUCUUGAGUUCAGUGCUUUCUUCCUUUCGUAUGAACUCACCAUAAUCGUAACGUCAGGAGAGGAGGUGCAGAAGGACUACUCAAACCAAAGUGACGUGCAUGUGGAUAAAGAAUGGGAAAAUUAUCAAAAGAAAUACACUCAUCUGCAAAUCAAUUUGGUUUUCACGAGGGGCUCAACUGACGCUUAUGAUAUUCUACAACCGAAUGUGCUGCACACAGGCCACUUCAUGAUUCAGUUGGCACGAUAUUCGAGAUAUCGCAGUAUAUUCUCAUAA